This is a messenger RNA of Heterostelium album PN500, 330 nucleotides long. RefSeq lists its product as uncharacterized. The record is from RefSeq and is a predicted model, not a curated record. Bases 1 to 330 code for a protein of 109 amino acids. The transcript is spliced from 5 exons. NCBI's taxonomy places the organism in Eukaryota, Evosea, Eumycetozoa, Acytosteliales, Acytosteliaceae.
AUGAAAAUGAACUUCAAAAAUGAAUUAAUUAAAAAAAAGAGGAAUUUAAAUUCAAACAUUGAUUUCAAUGAUCAAUGGUGGACCACUUCUUUCCUUUUAAAAACUAUUACACUAUUCUAUUUAGGUAAUCCCGAUGAGUUCAAUGAAUUUAACAAGUUUAGUGCUAGUUGUUGGUUAAUUGAAUCAUUUAUAAAUUUUAAAACAGGUUUGAAACAGGAAAUUACCUCAAACAAUCAUGAACAAUCCAAUUGUUAUGAAUAUCAUAUCAUAUCAAAUCAAAUCAAAUCAAUUCAUAUCACUAAACUUAAUUAUUUAGUUCAACAGCAAUAA